Molecule: messenger RNA, 1911 nt
Organism: Prorocentrum cordatum
Lineage: Eukaryota; Dinophyceae; Prorocentrales; Prorocentraceae
Source: the annotation of a GenBank genome assembly
CUGGCCAGGCGUUUGGGGGCCGAGGAGGCCCCCGGGGCCGCCCCGCCGGCGAAGAAGAGGGCGCGCGGGGGGCUGCUCACCGAGGCCCAGCGCCUGGAGCUCUUCGGCCGCACGGAUGCCCUCCCGGACGCCCGCGCUCCGGAGCCCGAGGCCGAGGCCGCAGCCGCCGCGCCCACCGUGGAGCCCCCUGCGCCCCCGCUGGAGAGGGCCCCAGCCAUGGAACGGGACAAGCAGCGGCAGAAGGCAGCGGUCGCCAACUAUGCAGUCGAGAGGGACAAGCAGCUUAAGGCCAAGGACCUUGAGAUUGCCAAGCUUCGUGAGCAAGUUUUGGCGGCAAAGAAUGGGCAGGCAGUGGACACGGACACCAAAGACAAGACCGACACCGACCAGAAGCGCCUCAAUGAGAUCAGCCAGACCCUCCGAGCGUUGGGCAACCUCACCGGGCCUGCUGUGGUGGCGGCGCGAGAGUCAUUGGAAGCUGAACGAACGGCGAUCAAGUCCAAGAUCGUCAGCAGCAAGCCGCACUCCGCCCAGGUGCACCACUACACAACUCGCAUUGAUGAGUUGCUCAAGAGCAGGUUGCAGCAGGAGGAGACCUUGGCAGAUCUGGAGAUCCAGAAAGUGGAGCCCGAAGCCAAGGUCGAAGGCGCCAAGAAGUUUAUCCAUACACUGGCUACUGGCACCACUGACCUGGAGCACCAGCGGUUCGCGGUCUCGGCACAGCUGUCGACGCCUCUUCCAGAAUCGUACUCGCUCAAGACCAUGGUGCCUGCCCUGGACCUGCCCGUUGACAAGCUCGGCCAGCUUUUCGUACUGGCAGGGGCAGACGCCACCCUCCUGGACCAGGCCAAGUCCACUUUCGAGGACGCAGUGCACACGGAGUUUGUGGCGAGCGAUGUGUGCCAGUACGAAGUUUACCACGGCCUCGCCCCAGCCGCGGCCAUAGGGGCCCUUGCGGCCCACGUGCGCUGGGGCAUCAAGCAUGGCAUCACCAUGAUAUCAAUCUACCUUCGCGACGGCCAGGGCCUCUCAGACGCCAACGUGGAGAUUAUUUGGCAGGUCGCCAUAUAUAUCUGGGAGCUGGAGGCCCGGGAGCAGCCUUGGCUGCUAGCGGGAGACUGGAACAGGCAGGUGGACGACCUGCGGCAUUGGUUCAACUCCAUAGGGGGCAUCGCCAUCCACCCCAAGUGCCCCACCUGCCUGCAGGCGAAGCCUGGAACCAUGUACGACUACACGUGCAUGCAUCCGCGGGUUGAUUGUCGGGCAGGCAAAGCUUGUGUGCAUGAAGACUCGGGCUUGUUUCCACAUGUGCCUGUCAGAGCUCCGCUACAGGAUGCAGAACAUGAAAUGCGGGCGCGAGUGCCUGAUCAGCCUGCGUCCGUCGACACGAUGCCGAAGCCAGGAUGUGCGUGGUUCCCGCCCGCCGUCGAGUGGGACAUGGCCAGGGGGCUUAUCGCUAUAGCCGAAGAUGCCGACGCCCUUGCCGACGCCUGGGAUGCGGUCUUGACGCAGAUCGAAGAGGAGCUACUGGACAGGCAUGAUGUAAUGGGCCAUGACCGAGCACGUUGCCUUGUAAGGGCGGGCCCAGCAACUUGGUCUCGGAAGAAAGUGGCUCCACCUGAACACAAGCCAUCCCAGAGGCUCCAGGCCUACAAGUUGAUUGGACGUUGGUUUCGGCACAUGAGAGCCAUGAAACUGCGGAUGAUCUUGGCUGUGGAGAGGCUCCAGACGGAUGUUGACGUACCAGGUAAAAUUCCACGCCAUAUGCUGCCGACCAACCACACUACUGAUACUUACUCAAGCUGGGCACGCUCCUUAUCUACCUUUGGAGCAUAUGACGCUGGGCUCAGCAUGACCGACGACGCGUUUGCGGAUGACAAGGAGCUCAAGCUAUUUGUGAAGUUGGCAUGA